This is a messenger RNA of Paramecium pentaurelia, 1466 nucleotides long. NCBI's taxonomy places the organism in Eukaryota, Ciliophora, Oligohymenophorea, Peniculida, Parameciidae. The record is from the annotation of a GenBank genome assembly.
UAAUGAUAAAUUUAUCUGACAGAGAAAAAGAGCUCAUUGAAGAGAUAUAUGCAAAAAAUACUAAGUCAAAUAAAAAGAUUAAUCAUGAUUAAGGAAGUCAAAAAUUAGUCAGUCAAUCAAGUACCAAAAUAUUAGUGUCUAAAUUGGAACGUAAAUUGAAUGAUGUAUUUUAUAUUCCAAUAAUAGACAUUAAAAGAAGUUGAUGAACAAAAUAGUGGACAAAUUAAUUUCUAACAAUUAGGACGAUUAUUUACAUUACUAGACAUAUUCUAAACUAUCUCAUAUAAUCAAGAUUAUCAGUUAGAGACACAAGGUCUCAAUAAUCCUAUGCAAAAGUAACACCAAAUCUUUAAGGUAGACAAUAAGAAGUAGAUUUACAUGAGAAAGCAUUUGCAAUCAUAUCUAACGAUGAAGAGAAGGUUGAUAUACAAGCAGCCUUUUGUUUGUUUAGAAUAAUCUUGGAUCCCAAUUAAUUAGAACCAUCUAAAUGUGCUAUUUUAAUUAAAGAGUAUUUAGAGAAAAUUUCUGAGAAAGAAUUUGAUUAUGAAGCAAUCUAUAAAUUUUGCUCUGAAUUCUAAGCAUAUUAAAAAACUCGUUUAUCUGGAACCAAAAUAGGCUAUUUAAAAGCAUCUUUAGCAUAAAAUUUAAUAGAAACUUAUGAAAAAACAUUAACAUUCAAACCAACAAUUAAUCCUAUUAGUGAAGCUUUACAAUAAUAAUCAGGUAAGAAAGAAAAUUAAGAAUCAUCAUCUCAAAUAUCAUCAGGACUUGCAGAAAGUAGAGUAAAUGAACUUUAUAAAAAGAAGGAAUUAUCUAAUCAGAAGAUAGAGUUUUUAAAAUAAGAAAAAUUUAUGAAAGAUAUGUAAGAAUGUACAUUUAAACCAUAAAUUAUUUCAAAAAAAGAAUUACCUAAUGUGAUUGAUAGAUUAUAUUAAGUGAAGAAUAGAUUAGAGAUUGAAGAGAGAGCUAAAAUAGCUGAACAAGAGAAAGAAGAAUCAGAAUAUAGUAAAUGUUCUUUUCAUCCUUAAAUUAAUUAUUCUAUGCCUGAAUCAUAAUCAACUGGAAUUGGUGGAUAUUGGGAAGCCAUUGAGAGAAUGAGAAGAGCCAAUGAUAGGAAACAUUUAAAAGAUCUCAAAUUAAAUCAUAAGCCAAGUGGAGAAAACUAUGAGAAAGUUAAGAAUCAACCCUUUUCUCCUCCAGAAAUGUUAUAGAGAAGAUAAUUCAAAAAAGAAUUACCAAUCCUUUAUAUUGAUAUAAAAUUAGGACCUAGAAAAGUAGGAAGAUUAGCAUUGAGAAGAAAUGAUGACGUUGAAGAAGUAGUUAAAUCAUUUUGUAAGGUUUGGGGAGUAGGCUAAUAAGAUUAUGAAUUAUUAGUAAAUUAAGUUAAGGAAAAUCUACAAAGGUAAAUAUUAUUUAUAUAUUAUUAUUCUAGUGUCAUUCAAGAAACAGAUGAAUCAUAAAUUUGA